CUUCAAACAAAACAAAACCGAAAGCAUAGGAGUAUACACACAUCUGUUUUUCCUUCAUCCUUUAUUAAUUUCUUCAAAUGAUUAAUAGAUUCAACCGGACCGAUCGCCGGAUUCUAACGUUUCCGGCAGUUCAUCCUUGUGAAGGCAUUUCUCCGGCUACCCUUUUGAGCUCUUUAAUCUCUCUUUCACAAAACAUAUGCAAUUACCAGUCAAAGUUUUUCUCUACACAAAGGAGAAAUGCGCGCGAAGCCAUUAGACAAAUUGGCAUAUUUCUUAUAUUCUUCGAGGAAAUUAGAGAUCGUGAAUUGAUUCUUCCCGACUCAGUUGUUCUUUCCUUUUCUGAGCUCCAUCUUACGUGUCAAAAAAUCCAAUUCUUAUUAGAGGAUUGCACGUGUGAAGGAGCAAAGCUAUGGAUUUUAAUGAAGUCAGAAUUUAUUGCCACUCAAUUUCGAGUUCUGGUUCGAGCUAUUGCUACUGCACUUGAUGUAUUGCCAUUGAAUUUGAUUGAUGUAGGAGGUGAAGUGAAGGAAUUAGUUGAAUUAGUAGCAAGACAAGCUCGAAAAGCCAAAUUCGAGCUAGACCCUGAAGAUGAAUGGGCUUCAAAACAAGUAGUUAUGAUUUUGAAUUAUUUUGAAAAAGGAAUUGAGUGUGAUUGCAGCUUUGUUAAGCGGGUUCUUGAUUAUUUAGAGAUUAGAAGUUGGAGUGAUUGUUUUAAGGAAAUUAAGUUCUUAGAAGAAGAGAUUAUUUUUCAAUGCUCAGAUUGUGAUGAAAAAGAAGUUCCAUUUUUGAGUAGUUUAUUAGGGUUAAUGAGCUACUGCAGGGGUGUUAUUUUCGAGAAAUUGGAUAAUCGAAUUACGGAUCACAUCGAUAUGAAAUGCAACACGGAAACUCUUAGUUGCUUAAAUCCAGAAGAUUUUCGGUGCCCAAUUUCACUUGAGAUAAUGACUGAUCCUGUUACUGUAUCAACAGGUCAGACUUACGAUCGUUCUUCAAUAGAAAAAUGGUUUAAAGCAGGAAACAUGCUGUGUCCCAAAACAGGGGAGAAGCUGAAGAAUACAGAGCUAGUACCAAAUACAACUCUGCGAAAGCUAAUCCAACAGUUCUGCAACGACAACGGCAUUUCAUUAACUAAAUCAGGAAACAGAAAUCGCGAUAUAACAAGAACAAUAAUUCCAGGAAGUCCUGCAGCCGCAGAAGCUAUGAAAUUCCUCUCUAGAUAUCUUGCAAGAAGACUGGUUUUUGGGUCACGCGACGAAAAAAACAAGGCUGCUUAUGAAAUCAGAUUACUUGCAAAAUCAAACAUAUUCAACAGAUGUUGUUUGAUCGAUGCAGGCACAAUUCUACCUCUAAUAAAUCUUUUAUCUUCUCGUCCAGAUAACUCUAUCCAAGAAAAUGCCAUUGGAGCUUUAUUAAAGCUUUCCAAACAUACUAAUGGCAAGAAGCUAAUAAUUGAUAGUGGAGGCUUAAAACCCAUCAUUGCAGUACUUAUAAAGGGAUUAAGCUAUGAAGCGAAGCAAAUAGCAGCUGCAACAAUUUUUUACUUAGCUUCAAUAAAAGGUCAUCGAAAAUUAAUCGGUGAAACACCUGAAGCAAUUCCAGCAUUAGUGGAGCUAAUUAAAGAUAAGCCGACUAAUGGAAAAAAGAAUGCAGUUGCAGCUAUUUUCGCGCUACUUCUCCAUCCUGGAAAUCACCAGAAGGUAUUGGCAUCUGGUAUUAUUCCAUUACUUAUAGAUCUUCUUCGUUCUUCGGAUAAAGAUGAACUUAUAGCUGAUUCACUUGCAGUAAUUGCAGCUUUAGCUGAAAGUAGUAUUGAUGGUUCAUUAACAAUAUUACAAAAUUCAGGUUUACUAAUAAUUUUGAAAAUACUGCAAUCUUUACCUUCUAGGGUUGGAAAAGAGUACUGUGUAUCGAUAUUAUUAGCUUUGUGUAAAAAUGGAGGUGUUCAAGUGGUUGAAGUAUUAGCGAAGGACUCUGCUCUUAUGAGUUCAUUAUAUUCACUCCUAACUGAUGGAACUUCAAAUGCCAGUAGCAAAGCCAGCUCUCUUAUAAAGAUUUUACAUAAAUUUCAUGAAACAAGUUCUUCAGGAACUGUUGCUUCUGCUCAAUGUGAACGGCAAGCUCAUGUUCGGUGAUUCUGUUCCUUUUUUUUUUUUUUUU
Molecule: messenger RNA, 2157 nt
Organism: Jatropha curcas
Lineage: Eukaryota; Viridiplantae; Streptophyta; Magnoliopsida; Malpighiales; Euphorbiaceae
Product: U-box domain-containing protein 18
Biological process (GO): protein ubiquitination
Molecular function (GO): protein binding; ubiquitin-protein transferase activity
Source: RefSeq, a predicted model, not a curated record